Schistosoma guineensis is the source of this 2106-nucleotide messenger RNA. The record is from the annotation of a GenBank genome assembly. NCBI's taxonomy places the organism in Eukaryota, Metazoa, Platyhelminthes, Trematoda, Strigeidida, Schistosomatidae.
AUGGAACCAAGAAUAAAAGAUGCUGUUGAACGAUUGGAUCAUCUUUAUCAACGACUUGUUAAUUAUAAACCAUUACUCGAUCAAAAUGUUUUAAAUGCUGAAUUUGAAAUAAGAGCAAAUUUUAAAAAUUUAAUAGAAUUAUUAAGUAAACGACAAUCAAAUCUACUUAUUCAAUUGCAUAAUAUUGCCAAAGAGAAAUCUAUCCUCAUUGAAAGUAAUAAACAAACAGUUGAAUCCUUAAGAAGUGUUUUACUACAAUCAUGUGUUACCAGAAAUGAAAUCGAUACAAAAAUUGGUGAUUAUGUUAGACGAGCUGAAUCAAUUAAUUUAACAUCAGAUUUAACACCAUUUAUUGCUUUCCAUAUUGAGAAUAUACAAUUAAAUGAAAUUAUUUCAACAUUUGGUCGACUUGCAUCUAGAUAUCCUGGUCACUUUGCUGAUCCAAAUAAACCUUCAGUAUGUUUACCGCAAUUAUUUGAAGAAGAAGAACAGAUAAGAAUUGGAAAUUCAAUUCUUUCUUCUACUGUAUUCAGUCAUGUCCAACCAUUAUGUAUAUGCAAUGAUCCAACAUUAAAAAAAUGGUUAUCAUUAACAGAACAUAAAUGCAAACGAAGAACUUCAUCCGAUUCUUUGAGUAAUAUAGAUACAAUGAAAGAAGAAGAGGAUGGGAUGAGUUUCACUUCAAAAAAUGAUUAUUUCUGGUUGAGUAAAUUAUCUGAAAAAGGAUCAGUACAAGAUAAUUUCGAAUCCAGUAUUUCACAAUCAGCAGCUGUACGUGUACCAUAUUGUCAGCCACACUCGACACUUGUCCGUACAUGGCUUGAAUUACGAGAUGAUAGUCAACCACUGACAGUAGAAUCUACAUCUUAUCAUAAAGGAGAAUUAUACGGAUUGAAUAAUAGCUUAAAGCCCUCUAAUUUAAAACAAAAUAAAUCUACUUCGGAAAGCUUUGACAUUUUGACAAAUUCAUCUCAAAAUAUAUCCAGUUUAAAAGAUUGGUUAUUCUGUGAUCCGGCUGAAUUAAGAGAUAUGCCUGGUUUAUCGACAAAACUUAGUCGUAAUGAUAGCAGUAUUGGUUCUAGUGUUGGUAGUAAUAAUAUCAGUGAAUACAGUACACGUUCAGUGAAAUCUUCUUGGUUAAUACCAGAGAAUACAACUUUAUCAAUUAAUAAAGAAAUGUCUACACUCUGCAUAGAUUCAUCAAAAAUCGAUAAUUUAACAAAGAAUUCAUUAUUUCCUGAACAUAUUUUUCAUUCUGGACCGAUUGAUUUAUCACGUUGGUUAAGACAAUCACCACCACCACAAUCGAUGGAUAAUAACAGUAGCAACUUAUCAAUGGAACAAAAUCAAUCUAUUAAUGAAGAGAUGAAUAGUACUACUUCACAAACAAAUGAAAUCAAUACAAUGAAUCCAAAUAAAAUUAUUGAACAUAAUGAUAUUGUAGUAGAAUACUGUCCAAAAUUUGGAAUAUGUCAAGGCGGUCCUGGUGGACCGACAUGUUGUGGUGGAUGUUCUUUAUCGAUGAUAAAAAGGAACUCGAUUGAUGCAUCAAUACAAUCAGUCACUAAUGAAAAUUCAAUAAUUGGUAUUUCAUCAAAUACGCUAAAUAAUGAGAUGAAUUCAUGUGACAAUAAUAAUAAUAAUAAUAAUAAUAAUAAUAAUAAUAAUAAUAAUAAUAAUAAUAAUAAUAAUAAUAAUAAUAAUGAUAAUUCAAUUGUAACUGAAUUACAUCGUAUUGCAAAUAGUGAUUUAAAACAAUGGAUUGUUAAUGAUAAGCCAGAACAAUAUAAUAACAGUGUUGAUUGUUAUUCUGAUCGAAGACAACAAUCGGAUUUUCUUCAUCCGGUAACUCAAAAUUAUUUAACAUCAUCAGCGCCUCAAACAAACUUUUCUGUUAUUGAUAUGGAAAUUGAUGGAAAAGGACGUGGAAUAGGAGAACUAGAUGAACCAGAUGCAUUAUCUAAUCCUCAUAUUCUUCUAUCACCUUCAAUUGAUAUAAAUGAAUGUAAAUCUAAAGAAUUCAAUGAGAAAACAUUUUUACCAUGUAAAAAGUCUACAUUAUUCACACAAAAACCAGUAUCCACAUAUUCUCAUUGGUUAAUUUAA